AAGACACUUACCACUGUGAACUAGCACAAAUAAAAGGCCUAUUAGUACAAUUACCAAUAUUUUAUAGAAAGGAAAAAGAAAACAUUAUAAUGUGGUUGCUCCAAGAUAUAGCGCUCCAGUUGUAUUUAAAUAAGAUACAAGGCCAUGAAAACGGAAAACUAUUUGAAACUUGGAAAGAGUUUGAAAAAGAACUUAGAAAUAUACUUGGGCAAGUAGAAAGUAUAGAUGAAGCAGACAAAAUACUUAAUUUUGUGGAGGGGUUAAAAUUUGCAACCAAAGUUGAAGUUAACUACUGA
Dentiscutata heterogama is the source of this 296-nucleotide messenger RNA. The record is from the annotation of a GenBank genome assembly. NCBI's taxonomy places the organism in Eukaryota, Fungi, Glomeromycota, Glomeromycetes, Diversisporales, Gigasporaceae.